CGGAGUAUGGGCGUGACUUGGAUUACGCCAGCGCGCCAUCUGCUCGCUGAUUGGCCGUACACGUGUACGGCGGAAGUGGGGCACACUUCCUUGACACGCAUCAACCGGUCAUUCAACCAACUCUGUAUCUGUAUCCAAAAGGCUGUCGGAGAAACUUCCACGGGUGGUGCACAGGAUUAGUCUGACGAUGAAGCCCCAAGUUGUGUUUGUUUUGGGCGGGCCUGGCGCGGGGAAGGGGACACAAUGCGCGAGAAUUGUGGAGGUAAGAGAGAUGUGGAGACCUACAGCUACACUCAUUUGUCCGCUGGGGAUCUCCUGAGAGAGGAGCGCAGCCGCAAGGACUCCAAGUCUGGUCAACUCAUUGACAGCUGCAUCAAGGAGGGCAAAAUAGUUCCAGUGGAAAUCACCAUUGACUUACUAAAAAAGGCAAUGGAUGAGACUAUAAAGACCGAUGAGAAAAAGUUUCGCUUUCUUAUCGACGGUUUCCCACGUAACCAUGACAACCUGCAGGGAUGGAAGGAAGUCAUGGAUGAAAAGGCAGAUGUCAAAUUUGUCCUUUUUUUCGACUGCGGCAAUGAGGUGUGCAUCAACAGAUGUUUAGAGCGGGGCAAGAGCAGCGGACGCACUGACGAUAACAGAGAAAGUUUAGAGAAAAGGAUUCAGACAUAUCUCCAAUCCACACGACCCAUUAUAGAGCAGUAUGAGCAGCAGGGCAAGGUGCACACCAUUGAUGCUUCACGCUCAGUGGAUGAGGUAUUUGCAGAUGUGAAGAAAAUUCUUGAUAAAGAAGGUUAAAGUUACGUGCCCACAGCAAAGGUGUCUGUUUCUUGAUGUUAACAGUGCCACACCUUCUACAUGUAUCAAUAUAUACGUUUUUACUCAUGUAAUAGUUUUUUUUAAAAAGGGUUGUGUGUGUGUGUAUAUCUAUGUGUUUGUAGGGCUGAAAAUGUAACAUUAUAUUUAAUAGCGAAUAUUUUAUAAUGCAAAUUACACUAAAGAGUGACUUAAAAAAGCUUCAGCAAUAAACAUUCAUUGCACUUCUACAGGAACAGUAUAUAGAAGUGACGGCUCUUAACUUGAAGAUAGUCUUACCUGGCAUAUUAGUUAGAUCUGUAAGAGCGAUGUUUGGAUAGUCAAGUGCUUAAAACGUAUAAAAAAAUGAAACAGUAAUUGGCCUAGAACCUGUUCCCUUCUGUUCGGUUCUAUGUAUACGUGUUUACUUAUGACUGAAGCCAAUGAACAAUUACGACUGACCAAUAGGAAAUAAGAUUAUUUCAGUAGUUUACCAGACAUGUUUAGACAAAAUAUACAGUUAUCUUUGUAAUGUAUAUUAAUUAAAAACUGGGUAUGACGACCUAUUGGCAGCCACCCAAGAAUCGUGGACUGAGUUUUAGCUGUAAAUUUUACUUUUUCUUGUU
Messenger RNA from Misgurnus anguillicaudatus (oriental weatherfish), 1418 nucleotides. RefSeq names its product cytidylate kinase (gene cmpk1). Gene Ontology annotation, molecular function: ATP binding. Gene Ontology annotation, biological process: 'de novo' pyrimidine nucleobase biosynthetic process; pyrimidine nucleotide biosynthetic process. NCBI's taxonomy places the organism in Eukaryota, Metazoa, Chordata, Actinopteri, Cypriniformes, Cobitidae. The record is from RefSeq and is a predicted model, not a curated record.